Molecule: messenger RNA, 443 nt
Organism: Hymenoscyphus albidus
Lineage: Eukaryota; Fungi; Ascomycota; Leotiomycetes; Helotiales; Helotiaceae
Source: the annotation of a GenBank genome assembly
AUGGCAAAGCGCGAUGGUUCGAGAUUGAGCGAUAGAGGAGAGCGGUCACAGGUGUCAGUCAUAGAUGAGAAGGAGUCUCCGUUCUUUCAUGAUGCGUGGCCGUGGUCGUUCCAGAUUGGUGGCGCCGACGUCAAAAGCAAAGGCAGGCCAGCGUCAGCAGCGGCGGCUACGAUAGGUCUCUCUGGACAGGUCACUUCAACGAAGAGGAUCAGGAUCAGGAUCCAGACCAGUAGCAGGAUCAAGACAAGCUCUUGUACCAGUACUUGUACGCGGUUCAUGCCGCCAUGUAUUUCCCAUCCCCAGAAAGAACCCAGAAGAUCCCCGGAAUGGCACCAAUUCCCCUCCGCUCUCGCUUAGAGGCAAUACAGUACACUUCUCAGAUAUUGGGCGUAUCGCAUAGUAAGGGCUCUGGACAGCCUCUAGCGACUUGGGCAGCGACGUAG